Messenger RNA from Podarcis raffonei (Aeolian wall lizard), 1200 nucleotides. It is a transcript of the gene P2RY13, whose product is annotated as purinergic receptor P2Y13. The coding region runs from base 109 to 1119 and encodes 336 amino acids. Gene Ontology annotation, cellular component: membrane. NCBI's taxonomy places the organism in Eukaryota, Metazoa, Chordata, Lepidosauria, Squamata, Lacertidae. Gene Ontology annotation, biological process: negative regulation of adenylate cyclase activity; G protein-coupled receptor signaling pathway. Gene Ontology annotation, molecular function: G protein-coupled purinergic nucleotide receptor activity. The record is from RefSeq and is a predicted model, not a curated record. The transcript has 2 exons.
GACGAUGCAAGACUGCUUGUGAAACUAAAUUUCUCUAACGUUAGUAUACUUGCAUAGUCCUGGAUUAGCCGCCCCGUCUUCCUACAAGAAGAGUCUCUCUUUCAAGCCAUGAAUGGAAGUCUCAGCAUCUCCAAUGGGACAUCAUCCUUGGCUGGACAAUGCCACCGAGACACCAGGAUAACGCAUGUGGUAUUCCCAGUCCUGUACGGCAUUCUUUUCCUUGCUGGAUUUCUGCUGAACAGUUUGGCUCUGUUGGCUUUCUUCCAGAUUCGGACCACAUCGAGUUUCCACGUGUACCUUAAGAAUAUAUUGCUUUCUGAUUUCGUAAUGACACUGAUGCUGCCGCUGAAGAUUCUGACGGAUUCAGAACUUGGGCUGUGGCAACUUAAAGCUUUCGUCUGCCGUUUCUCGGCUGUAAUAUUCUACGAGACAAUGUACAUAAGCAUUGUGCUCCUUGGACUUAUUUCACUAGACAGGUUCCUCAAGAUCGUUCGGCCAUUUGGGAAGUUUUGGUUGCAUAAUGUCACUUCAGCAAAAAUUCUUUCUGGCUCUGUGUGGUUCUUCUUUUUCGCUCUCUCCUUGCCAAACAUGAUUUUGUCAAACCGUGAGGCCACACGACUCUCUGUAAGGAAGUGUGCUUCCCUGAAGAAUCAGUUGGGACUGAAGUGGCACGAAGCUGUCAACUACAUAUGCCAGCUCAUCUUCUGGACUGUGCUAAUCUUAAUGCUCCUGUUUUAUAUAAUUAUUGCUAAGAAGAUCUGUAGCUCUUAUGUAAAAACCCAGACAAGAGAGUGCAAGAUCAAACAAAGGGCAAAGAGCAAGGUAUUUAUAAUUGUAGCUGUUUUCUUCAUCUGCUUUGGCCCUUUUCAUUUCGCCCGAGUACCUUACACUCUUAGCCAGAUUGGCAAGAAUAUUGACUGCAGUAUGCAGAACCAACUAUACAUUGCUAAAGAAAGCACCCUCUGGUUAGCAACUGCAAACAUAUGUAUGGACCCACUGAUAUACAUAUUCUUGUGCCGACAAUUUGUUGAAAAGGCUUUUUGUGUUAAAUCACGAAAAUCUAGGUAUACAACUCAAGAAAAUCAAACUAUUGCACUGGACACUGGAAUAUCUACAUAGACAUCUUGGUUGGUGGCAACUUCUUAUUCUAACAUUUGCACUACAUUGUUGUCAAAUUAAAAUGCAUUUUAGUUUCAAGUG